GAAGGGAAGGAAGAGGACGCUGACGGCUAUCCUCUUGGCCGUGCGAAGCUCUCGCUUGUGUCUUCCGUUUCCUCUCCCUCUUGCUCUCGAUCAGCGUGUGCGUGUGUGUGUAGCUCGGUGGAUCUUUAGUUAGUUGGCUGUUCCCCUCCCCNCUCUCUCUCUCUCUCUCUCUCUCUCUCUCUCUGUGAGGUAGUUAUAAUAGACGAAGCAUUUCUUGGGCUUGCGUGUCGUAGACGAAGCAUCGAUUGGGCUUGUGUGUCACCACGUUGUUUGAUCACCUCAUCUUUACACGGUUGAAGCUUCGAAAGGUCUUGGGGCUUGGCUUGUAUCUGAAGCAGCAAGGGGCAUUGAGGCUGGGCAGAGCAAUAGCGUGGGUUGUUGACAGUCUGUUAUCAUGUGUCGGUGGGUGAUUUACCGCGGGCCACGUGUCCCACUUGAGGACAUCCUUGUGAAGCCGUCUCACUCGUCUAUCACGAUGGCGACGGAGCACUACAUUCCGAACGUCAUCAGCGAAGGUUCUGAUAUUGUGGACUUGUUACACGUGACAAGGCGCAACAUUUGCGUCAAUCUUGACGGGUUCGGCAUGGGUUGGUAUGCCGGCGACCUGGAUGAGACGACAGAAUCGGACCCUGCGGGCGAGGGGGGAGCGGAGGCGCGGGGGAAGGCGAAGACCCAGCACGUGAAGCCGCUCAUCUACAAGACCAUAAAGGCUCCGAAGGACGACGAAGAGGUGCACCGCAUUGCCAAGGAGGAGGAGAGCGGGUGCAUCUUUGCGCACAACAGGGCGUCCAGCGCUGGGGCCAAAGACGUUAUCAAUUGCCAUCCUUGGAGUUAUGGCAGGUUCAUGUGGAUGCAUAACGGAACGAUUGCUCGCUUCAGCGCUGUCCGUGCUGCCAUGUUGGAUGAGAUGGGUCCGCAGUUUGCCGAUCAAAUCCAGGGGAAGACCGACUCGGAGUGCGCCUUUUUCUUGUUUCUUCACUUUCUUGCGGUGGCGUUAGCUCAUGGCAAAGGUCAGGCGGAGGAGGAAAAGCCCUUCUUUGACGCGGAAGCGGCGUUGAAGAUCGAUACUACGGCGACUCUGCUGGCAGAUUGCAUGGAGAAGACGAUCAAGAAGGUCGUGAAGCUUGUGGACAGCGUGUGCGACGAAGAAUGUCGCAAGCGGGAGCUGUCGUCGCUCAACUUCGCCGUCACCGACGGUGUGAAUGUCGUCGGGUCUCGUUUCCGAGAUUCGAAGAUGGAACCGCCUCCAUCUCUCUACUAUGCUCACGGAAUGAUGUGUCAGCAACCAGACGGGUCGUUGGACUUUGUCGAAUCCGAUUCUGAUGGGGACAAGCUCACCCGGGCGGCGAUCAUCAGCUCUGAGCCCUUGAUUAACAAUGACGCCUCCAUGGAUCUGCAGGUUGAUUGGCAUCUGAUCAGCGCCAACCAUCUGGCCAUCAUUGACGAGAACAGAGAUCUGACGGUGAGACCGAUUAGCAUCGAAUUCGACGUUGCAGCCGACAAGUUCGUGCGCAGAAUCAAGUGGCGCGCUUUCGCUUAAGUCACUCACUCCCACACCGGUGCUGUCAACGGUGCGGCGUCUCCUUCGACAGCACAGCGUCCACCCCCGACGAUGCUUCCGCCAAUUUUGCCGCCAAGUAGCACAAAUUUCGCGUGCACCCUGCUGGCAGAACAUCGACGAGACGGAUUUUUUCCACGUUUCCGGGAGCCCAUCGUCCACCUUUAUGUAUUUCUGCGCUUGUGUUGUGUGUGUGUGUGUGUGUGUGUGUGUGUGUGUGUGUGUGCGAGAGAGAGAGAGAGAGAGAGAGAGAGAGAGAGAGAGAGAGGAGCUGGUCGUUUCUUUAUAGUGAGUUUUUGUGAGGAGCUUGCUUAGCUUACCGGUCCUGUGGGAACCUCUGAACUGGUAGCACUCCUUGUGUGCGUGUUCUUUCGUGAGGCCAUUCGAUAUUCGGUCAGUGGUUUCGUAAAAGAAAAAAAAAAAAGGCUAUUAGUCUUGGGGGUCAGCUCUGCUUGGGUACGAGUCCACUUCGAUAGUCUAAAACGGCGGCGCUUCUUUUUUCAGCCUGAGCAUCUGCACGUGCCAAUGAUUACUGUGGCGUGCUUACCGUCUGUCGCUGCGAAAGGUUCAGAAUCUGUGGAAGGUGGAGUCUCAAUGCAAGCGCCGACCUUUGGGUGACGAUGGAUCUUGAACCUUUGGGUGACGACGGAUCCAGAACGCGAAACUGGCGAGCUUUUAAAGUGUGGCCUUUUCGAUUCUUUUUGCUUUCGCCUUCUCUCUUUCCCGCUCCUUUUCCUUUUUCCCGCGUUUUUUCCUACUAGGUGGCCGUCUGCAUAGCUGGAGUUCGAACUUUUCUUUUUCCCGCGCUUUUUCCUACUAGGUGGCCGUCUGCAUAGCUGGAGUUCGAACUUUCCUUUUUCCCGCGUUUUUUCCUACUAGGUGGGCGUCUCUAGUUGAUGGCUUUUGUGUCCCUUUAGAGCUGGCUGUAUUUCACGUGUCAUUUAGUAUGUUUAUUGCGAAGAAGAUCACUGAAAUUCUGGAAUCCCAGCGCGCCCAAGGCUCAAUGACUACAGACCGAGGGGGAUUGCCAAAGGCGUGUUCACACUGGGACUUUCUUUUUGCCUGAAUCUGGACGUACUGCCAGUGAAAUGCGUCCAAUUGCGGAAAGUUUAACCUCUUAGUUGGAAACCUUUGGCGGUUGGUUGGAUGCGUAUUGAAUUUCCUCCUCCUUGGAUUGACCGAGUCUUCCCCAUCGCGCUUUUCGCUUUCUCUUUCCGUUUGCCUUUUUAACGUGCCGUGGUCAUGGCUGGCUUUCUGGGUUCGAUCGUUUUAUAAUAGAUAAUUUGUGCUUUGCUUUGCUUGUUUCACUUUCGGAUUGAAGUGAAAAAGAACGUUAGCUUCUUCGCCUUUGACGUAUCAAAGGCGGCGGCUUUGGUAUCUCUGAAAGCGUCUCGGGCAGAGGGGUGUAGCUUGACCAACCGUCGAGCCGUAUCUAGCUUUGUGAAGAAUGCGAGGAGAGGUUUCUCUGCAUGCUGAAGAGGCAUGAGUCAGAGGAUCAGAGGCGAAAGGAACGAGAAGGGAAGGGGAGGGGAGGGGAGGAAAGGUAGGGGAUGAAAGGUCGGUAUACGCAUUCAACUUUUGUCGUGUUACAGUGCUGCAAUGCGUAGUGUACGUUUACCUGUGAGUAAAAUGGCAGGAGAAAU
Messenger RNA from Chara braunii, 3201 nucleotides. The record is from the annotation of a GenBank genome assembly. NCBI's taxonomy places the organism in Eukaryota, Viridiplantae, Streptophyta, Charophyceae, Charales, Characeae.